UAUUCGCGCGCGCGCGCGCACUUUGCAUUCGACAAUUAUUUCGCGAGGGGAUUGCUCUCUGUGAUCCAUUUUGCUGUGACCCAUUUUAGUGGCUCGGAAAUCCAUUUACUAUUUGACAAAAGGCUUAGCCUCGAGAAUUCUCCACCAAGAGGAUUUCGAGUUCUGUUAAUACGAAGUGGUACGAAGAGAGGAGAUUCCAUGUUGUACGAUGCGAUCAUUUCGACGCAUGAUUUUUCGAUGUCGCGGAUGACCGCAUCCUAAGAUAAUCGAGAUCGAUGCAUAGCAGUUUAGUGUGGCUAGAGAACGACGGCUCACCAGUGGUCACGGCAUUGUGUUGCGUUACGUCGCGUUGCAUCGCGUGCGUCGCGCUGCGCAGAACAGUGCGGUGGACAGCUGACUAAUGUGACGUUCUAGGAACGCCUGUCCUCUCGCGUCCUUGCGUCCUUCCGUACAUCUGUACUCAGUUUGCACCGAGCGAGCCCUACAUAACGGACAUAGACGCGCUGGAUCGGACAAACGUUUUCUAGAAGGCUGUACCGGAGCAGUUGCUCUGUAUUUAGCGAUCAUGGAACAGAUGAUCGCACUAAGUACACAAAAUCCAUUAUCCUUAUUGGUUAAGUUUGGUAUGAUGGCUUGGAAUAACAGCUGUGGGAAUGAUAAUUGUUCCGGUCAUGGAGAGUGCCAUAAUGGGACCUGCUUGUGCGAGAUUCAGUUUGAUGGACCGGAAUGUCAUAUCCCAAAUCUAAGUUAUUAUAUCGCUUUUGCAUCAAUUUUUUUCCUAUUGGCCUUUGUUUGCUUGAUACAGCUCGUAAUGUGCAUCAUUGCCGAGUGGCAACGAAUGAAGGCACCAUCCUUUCUGAGAGCAUGCAGAGUUACUAAUCAAAAAGUAUUAUACUUUGUAGUUUUCCUUGCAUCAGUUAUAAGAGGAGCAUACUUUACUUCACCGACUGCAUUUAAAGAGGGUUGGUCCAGGAGUUUGUUGUCAGCAUAUUAUCCAUUGCUUUUAAGUGGAUCAUCACUGAUUGUUUGUUUCUGGGCUGAAGUGGUUCAUCUAAGAGAUAUUCGUUGGGACAAACCUCAAUUUUUAUCAAAAUCUUUUCUGGCAUUUGUCGUUUUCAACAUAAUAACAUAUUCCCUCCUAUUGGCAGAAUUUAUCACAGCUCAAACCUAUUCACAAGUGGAUCAAAGUUUUUAUACACAUGUAUUCAAUGGCUGUUAUGCAGUGCUUCUCUUCAUUGUAGUAAUCUUUUUCUUGAUAUAUGGAGUAGAAGUAUUUUUCAAAGUUCGCGGUGGAUUCUUAAAUGAAUAUCAAGUGGCUUCUAUCGCGACAAAUAAACGUGUAGCUGAUAAAACAAAAGUUCAUGCUGAAGAUCAAGUGACAGCAAAAUUAUUCGAUCCAGGUCCAUCUACAGCAGAGUCUGUGCAUAUGCAACAAGUGAAUACAUCUCAGUUACAUCAAUCAAGAUUUGGAUUACUCUCUCAAGCAUUCAUGUUGUUUAUAGUAGUUGGUUUUUUGUUUAGCGAGACUCUCAGUGAAUUUUGGAAAACAAAGGUACCAUUAUAUAGCAGGAAUUGGCAUGACAUUGUAUUUCGUGUUAUUGAAGUUGGUGUAGCAUUAUGGUUUCCCUGUGUUUUGUGGAAUUGUAUGAGUCCAGAACAAUUAUGGAUACUGAAUCCAAAGCGUAUAUUGAAGAGAUUGGAUCUUGACCAAGGGAAACAUAUAAAAGAAAUUGAGCUACAAGAAAAGGGCGUAUCCUCAGAUACUGCGUUUCUUUCUGCGGAUGCAGCAUCGAUUAAUAGCAAAGAUUGUUGGAUUUGUUAUGAUAGCGAAAGACAAGAUGCUGGUCCGUUGAUACAACCAUGCCAUUGUAGGGGUGAUGUAAGUGCUGUACAUCACGAUUGUUUGCGUCGUUGGCUCGUUGAGAGUUCUGUAAAUGCUGACAGUCUCGUUUGCAAAGUUUGCAAUACGAAGUACAAUGUUGAACAUGCCAGCCGAUUGGAUUGGCAAAAUAGUUUGACGCCACGCCACUGUCUACAAACUAUCGCAAUUGUUACUACAAUGUGUGCAUCUUCUGCGGCUGCCUGGAUAGUUAUUCAACUUGUAGAAGGACCCAUUAUUAGAAUGCUUGCAGCCGGAACUGCAUUACUGAUUAUGUAUGUCUGUAUAAGAUUUUUGAGCUUGAAUACCGUAGUAGCAUAUCAACGAGCCAAAAUUUCAUCAUUAAAUAUUGUUAACGGUGGUAGUGAAAGUAGCGGAACUGCGAAUGUUGCGACAAUUAGUCAUACGAUUUCUGUGGACUUGACGAAAUCGGACACGAUAUAAGUACUUGCCAUUGCGCACUUAUAAUCGCAAGCGUAUCUUCCUACUUGAAAUAAAAACAUUCAAGAUAGGAAAAAUAGAAAAUAAUAGAAGAUAUAUAGAUGUGUACGCUUUUUAAGCGUAUGUAACGAUUAUGUACAAAGCGACAAUUACGAUUCAGUAUGUUUCCACUCGGAAUUUUUAUAAACUUGAAAAAUAUUAAAAUCUUAUAAAACGCGGCUGAAAAAACUGAGAAGAGACAUACUGCAAAUUAAUUUCUACAAUUUCAUUGUAGAUCUAAAACAGUUGCCAAACUUUCAUAUUUUAUUUCUCCUGAUUAGUUCAUUAUGACAUCAUUUGUUCAUUACAUCAUAUAACAUACAUAUGUAUAUAAUUUAGAUAUAUUUUCAAGAUAUCACGAAAGCUGAACGAAGUAUUAAUAAGAUAUUAAUGCAUCAUAUUCGUAUGCAAGUAGUAAAAAAUUUGAACAUGUCAACUUAUUUCAAAAUUAUACUGAAAACUUAGUUAUAAAAGUAUAUACCAUACCAUAUAAGUAAUACCAUAAGCAAUUGAUAUAUUUAAAAAAAUCGGUUUUGAAAAUAUAAGUAAGAUAUAAUUUCA
Molecule: messenger RNA, 2920 nt
Organism: Pogonomyrmex barbatus (red harvester ant)
Lineage: Eukaryota; Metazoa; Arthropoda; Insecta; Hymenoptera; Formicidae
Molecular function (GO): zinc ion binding
Source: RefSeq, a predicted model, not a curated record